Messenger RNA from Prosopis cineraria, 1864 nucleotides. RefSeq names its product cyclase-associated protein 1-like. The record is from RefSeq and is a predicted model, not a curated record. Gene Ontology annotation, molecular function: actin binding; adenylate cyclase binding. Lineage: Eukaryota; Viridiplantae; Streptophyta; Magnoliopsida; Fabales; Fabaceae. The transcript has 10 exons. Gene Ontology annotation, cellular component: cytoplasm. The coding region runs from base 148 to 1587 and encodes 479 amino acids. Gene Ontology annotation, biological process: cytoskeleton organization; regulation of adenylate cyclase activity.
UCCUCGGGCGACGUCGAUUCGUCCAAAUUAUCAAUUAUUAGUUAUUCUCAAAAAAGGUCACGCCUUAACGGUCCGGCCUCGCACCAGAUUCAAUACCAGAUUCAAUUUCAUUCUCAUUUCACCGGUGAGACAGGGUCGCUCUGAAUCAUGGAGGAGAAGCUCGUUGGGAGGUUGGAAUCUGCUGUGACGCGCUUAGAGUCUUUAUUAUCAUCCGGAUUCGCCUCCGGUGGUUUACCGAGAGAUGCUGGAAACGCGGCUCUUUCUGGCGAUGAUGCUGCAGCGGAUCCGUCAAUUGUUGCAUUCGGUGAUCUAUUGAGUCAAUAUGUUGGCGCUUUAAUAACUGCUUCGGAGAAGAUCGGUGGUCAAGCCUUGGACAUUACAGUGAUUAUGCAGGAGGCUUUUUUGGUUCAGAAAGAACUUUUGAUCAAGGUCAAGAGCACUCAGAAACCAGACCCUGCUGGGUUGGCUGAAUUUCUGAAACCACUGAAUGGAGUUAUCUCAAAGGCUGCUGCAUUGACAGAAGGAAAGAGAUCAGAUUUUUUUAACCAUUUGAAGGCUGCUGUUGACAGUCUCUCAGCCCUAGCAUGGAUUGCAUAUACUGGAAAGGGUUGUGGUAUGAGCAUGCCCAUUGCACACGUGGAGGAAAGUUGGCAAAUGGCUGAGUUUUAUAGCAACAAGGUUCUUGUAGAGUAUAGAAACAAAGAUUCGAAUCAUGUUGAGUGGAUCAAAGCUCUUAAAGAGCUAUAUCUUCCUGGUUUAAGGGAUUACGUGAAGACUUAUUAUCCUUUAGGCCCAGUUUGGAGUCGUACAGGACAAAGGAUUGCUCCAUCAAAAGCUCCUCCACCUUGUGCACCUGCUCCCCCAAAUCCUCCUUCUGCUUCUCUCUUCAGUUCUGAAUCUUCUCAGGCUUCAUCCUCUAAGCCAAGAGAUGGGAUGUCUGCUGUUUUUCAACAAAUAAGCUCUGGGAAUGUCACUGGGGGUCUAAGAAAGGUAACGGAUGAUAUGAAGACAAAGAAUCGCACACAUGGAACUGGAAUUGUUGGCAAUUGCGCUAGUGAAAAAGAAAGUCGUCCAGUUUCUAAUGCAACUGCUAAAGCAGGACCUCCAAAGUUUGAACUUCAAAUGGGUCGCAAGUGGGUUGUUGAAAAUCAAAUUGGAAAUAAAGACCUGGUGAUUGGUGAUUGUGAUGCCAAACAAUCUGUUUACAUUUAUGGAUGCAAAAAUUCUGUUUUGCAGAUCCAAGGGAAGAUCAACAAUAUAACUGUUGAUAAAUGCACAAAGAUGGGAGUUCUAUUUAAGGAUGUGGUUGCAGCUUGUGAGAUGGUAAAUUGUAAUGGGAUUGAGGUUCAGUGUCAGGGUUCGGCUCCAACAAUUUCGGUGGACAACACUUCUGGCUGCCAGCUUUAUCUGAGCAAAGAUUCUUUAGAAGUAUCCAUAUCUACAGCCAAGUCAAGUGAGAUCAAUGUGUUGGUACCUGGUGCCGCAUGUGAUGGUGAUUGGGUGGAGCAUGCUUUGCCCCAACAGUACUUCCAUGUGUUCAAGGAAGACCAUUUUGUAACUACUCCAGCUUCCCACUCUGGAGCUUAGAUACAUUAAUUGGCACUUUGGAGUUCCAUGGAUCGCUGGCUGUCUGGUUUCAAUUUUGUUUCUUUAAUUCAUUCGCAAUCAUAUGAGCAGCUGUUAUAUAUUCACGUCCAAGACUUUUUUGGACGUCCAGGUGAUGUAUGUGUGUCAAAAGUGUGUGUGUCGAAGUCUCACAUUGACUAAAAGAAAAACUCUCCUAGUGUAUAUAUACUAAGGAAUGAAGUGGACUAAUAAAAUGAGUUUGGAGGAGAAAUGGUUUCGCGCACAUGAGAUAAGUUAA